GUGGAGAAUAUCAAUACUUGUCUGACACAUCUCGCCGGACUUGGGAUCAGCAUAGAAGGUAUUUGUGCUAAAGAUAUCAAAAAUGGAAACCUAAAGUCAAUACUAGACCUCUUCUUUAGCCUGUCUCGAUACAAACAAGAACAAAAGGUCUUACAGCCACCACAACAAUCACGUAAGCAUCACAAAGGCUACAAGCUACCAGGUGACCCUCAUCAUCAGCUGAAACAACAACAACAACAACAACAACAACAGAGUCAGGAAUCAAUCUGUACGUCACCUGCAACAUCUCCAUCUGAGACUAGCAUUCAUGUCAUCGAUAACUACGACCUUGAAGAUUCAUCAAACGAUGGAAUCGGGAUCAGCUAUGAAGACACAGUGACAAG
This is a messenger RNA of Candidula unifasciata, 383 nucleotides long. The record is from the annotation of a GenBank genome assembly. NCBI's taxonomy places the organism in Eukaryota, Metazoa, Mollusca, Gastropoda, Stylommatophora, Geomitridae.